Molecule: messenger RNA, 2787 nt
Organism: Centropristis striata (black sea bass)
Lineage: Eukaryota; Metazoa; Chordata; Actinopteri; Perciformes; Serranidae
Gene: gsdmeb
Product: gasdermin Eb
Exons: 10
Coding region: 735-2123 (462 amino acids)
Biological process (GO): programmed cell death
Cellular component (GO): cytoplasm
Source: RefSeq, a predicted model, not a curated record
UUAUUAUUAUUAUUUUGUUUUUUAUUUUAUUUUACCUAGGUGUUUUCCUUGUUUUGCUGUGUUCUGUAGUCAGACACACCCGCAGCGUCCUGGAGGCGGAGCUCUGCUCGUCUUUGUCCAAAACAAGAGGGAGGUCCUUCUGCUCAGUGACAGAACAUAUUUCCUGCUGAAGUCUGGUUUCUCUGCCGGUCCUUCUGCUCAGUGAAAGAACAUAUUUCCUGCUGAAGUCUGGUUCUCUCCCGGUCCUUCUGCUCAGUGACAGAACAUAUUUCCUGCUGAAGUCUGGUUCUCUCCCGGUCCUUCUGCUCAGUGAAAGAACAUAUUUCCUGCUGAAGUCUGGUUUCUCUCCCGGUCCUUCUGCUCAGUGAUAGAACAUAUUUCCUGCUGAAGUCUGGUUCUCUCCCGGUCCUUCUGCUCAGUGAAAGAACAUAUUUCCUGCUGAAGUCUGGUUCUCUCCCGGUCCUUCUGCUCAGUGAAAGAACAUAUUUCCUGCUGAAGUCUGGUUCUCUCCCGGUCCUUCUGCUCAGUGAAAGAACAUAUUUCCUGCUGAAGUCUGGUUUCUCUCCGGUCCUUCUGCUCAGUGAAAGAACAUAUUUCCUGCUGAAGUCUGGUUUCUCUCCGGUCCUUCUGCUCAGUGAAAGAACAUAUUUCCUGCUGAAGUCUGGCCGCAGCAGAGUUUCUCUCCCGGAGCUUCUGCAUUACAUCAAAGACUUCAGAUUUCAUCCAGCUGGGAGAUGUUUGCCACAGCCACCAGAAACUUUGUGGAAGAGGUGGAUCAUGGAGGUUUGCUGAUUCCAGUGUCCAGCCUGAAUGACACUAUCGCUCUUCUGACCGUGGUGGUGAAGCGAAAGCGUUUCUGGUUUUGGCAGAGGCCCAAGUAUAUUCCUACUGAUUUUACCCUCAAUGAUAUACUAACAGGAGACACGCCUAUACAGCCAGGUGUCAUAGAGUUAGACUUCAUUAAAUACAAUGGGACAUUUGGUGACAACAUUAGCGGGACAGUCGAUGCAAAGUUCCCCCUCUCUGGUGUGAGUCUGGAGGGAAAAGACUCCUCCAAGCUCCAGUCGUCCUUCGGCAGUCUGAAGAAGGACGAAGUGGAUGUGCAGAAGCUGCUGCGAGACUCCAAAGAAAGGCUUCUGGACAUGUCCCACUGUCUGGUCCAGCAGACGAAGGAGAAACACAAACAGUCGUUUGGGAUUGUGAAGGAGCGUAUUGUGACGACUCAGCCCUGUUCAGUCAUAGAGGAGGUGCAGCAGGGGGGACAGUGUGGAGCAGGUCUGAGUCUCUGCGGACCCAAGACCCCAAAAUUUUCACUGAAGGAGAACGGGAACUUGAGUAAAGACAGUAAUGUGACCAUGGAAAUUCCCAUUCAUACCACCAUCGCCUACGCCCUCAUAGAGCUAGAGAUCAAACAUGAUGGACGCUUUGGGCUGUGUCUGAUGUCGGACACCCGUGGUGGUUUUGAAGUGGAUGGUCCUGCUAAGAAAGGACUCUCUGGAGCCUCUGCUUCUGAAAAUAGCCACCUUACACAAGAGCUGGAGGGACUGAGCAAUCAUUUCCAGCUGCUCUCAGCUCUUCCUGCCAACACAAAGUCAGCUCUGCUUAAGCAAAUCACAAAAGUUAUGGAGGACAGAGGGGCAGUCAGUCCACUUCAGAGUGUGCUGGACCAGGUGUGCCUGGAUAAGAGACCUGCCCUGAGUGAUGUCACAGCAACAGAGUCCCAAAAACAGAGCAUCCAAGCAAUUCUGGACCUUCUGGAGGGAUCUGAUCAAGAGGGGUCCAGACCAGUCCUCACAGCUCUUCACCUGGUGAUCAGCGCCAUGGAUGAGAUGAAAAGUGAUUGUCUUGCUGUCUUGGGAACGUGCUGCAGCCUGCCGGUGUUAGAGGCUCUGGAGCUGCUGGUGCAGUGUGUUUCGGGGGAGGGCGAGCUGCCUCUGAGCGGCGCCGGCCGGGCCGCGCUGACAGACGACGUCUAUGAGAAGAGUCAACGUCUGUUUGCCUCCUCCAAUGUGUCCCUGAAGAGAGAUGGAGACACAGUGAAGACAGAAAUAAAACAGCUGCCGGGACACCUGCCGCUGGUCCUCUGCAUCGCUGUCAGAGGCCUCGCCUCAUUGGCCGGCUGACUCAACACACCUUUAUAUCCAACAGACUUUAAACACUACACUGAACGAGCUGAAGAGGAUCAUGGAGAUUAUCAGUCAACCACAAAUUGUCAAAAAAAAGUCAAAAGUAAAUCAGUUUAGUCCAUUAGUGAUGGAUUUUGAAGUGGACCUCAGAUUUUGAAGACAACCUCAGGGAUAUUCUGGGAUUUUUUAAUAAACUGAUUUCAGAAUCAUAAAAUUAUCCAAUUUGAGAUGAUUACUAAUUAUGAAAAAUAUGGUAGUACCCUACCAGUUGGGGUUUAGUCAAAUAUAAAGAUAUUCAGUGACCAUGGUUUAUUAAGAAUAACCAUAAGCUAUAUUGCUGAAAUAUACUAAUGUGGGAUCACAACUGAAAUCAGAUUCAUUCUUUCAGUGGUUGGUUUUUAACUUGCUGGGGGCAUUAGCUUCAAAAUGCAGACUAACCUGAAAAUCAUUUUAGUGAAUGAAACAGAAAGUAUACGGGUCCAGUGACACCUCGGUAUCUUAUUUGGAGUAUUGCCAUUAAAUAUGAAUGUGCCUGGUAUCUGAAAGAUCACCUGAACUUUUUUAAGUGUUCUCAUCGAAUUACAUUUUGUAUAUUUAUACAAAUGUCUCAUUUGCCAACUAAAACCUCUCACCUUAUUAAAAUAAACAUGUAUGAAUCAUU